AUGCCUCGUACCAGAAGUUCUGAGCAUGCGACGAAAGAUGAGGCCAGCACAGAACGCCCCGAAGAGCAAACAGAAACUCAAGACUCAUCCGAACAAAAUGUGAACGAGAAAGAGAGCGAUGCAGCUUCAAAGGCGAGCGAAAGGCAGGCAAGGUUUAAAGCCCUGCAAGCCAGAGCAAAAUCCGGCGCCGAGCGCAACCUGAAAGAGACUGCAGCCGAAACCCAGCGUCUGGCUACGGACCCGGCACUCCUGAAUACUCUGUCGCGCAAACAUGCAUUUGCGUCGCACAACCUCCUCAAAGCGGAUACGGAAGCUGCUGGUGAAGAUUUUGAGCGCAAACGCGCAUGGGACUGGACCGUGGACGAGUCCGAGAAAUGGGACAGGCGCUUGGAAAAGAAGCAACGUCACCGGGACGAUGUGGCAUUCCAGGACUACACUCAGGAUGCCCGGAAGGUGUACAAGAGACAGAUGAGAGAGCUGCAGCCAAAUUUGGAAGGAUACGAGAAAGAAAAGAUGGCUGCAAUCGAAAGGGCUGCGGCCAAUGGUGACCUGGAGAUCGUGGAGACCAACGACGGAGAGAUGAUCGCGGUCGACAAAAACGGCAGCUUCUAUUCCACUGCAGAUACGGUCGGCUUCACGGACAACAAACCAGACCGGGCGGCGGUGGACAGACUGGUGGGCGAUCUCCAGAAGGCCGAGGAGGUGCGCCUCAAGAAGCGCAAGGAGCGCCGCGGCGACGAAGAGGCGGACGUGACAUACAUCAACGAGAAGAACAAGCAGUUCAACCAGAAACUGUCUCGGUUCUACAACAAGUACACGACCGAGAUCCGGGACAGUUUCGAACGUGGAACCAUGAUUUAA
Molecule: messenger RNA, 861 nt
Organism: Penicillium alfredii
Lineage: Eukaryota; Fungi; Ascomycota; Eurotiomycetes; Eurotiales; Aspergillaceae
Product: pre-mRNA-splicing factor SYF2
Exons: 3
Coding region: 1-861 (286 amino acids)
Cellular component (GO): post-mRNA release spliceosomal complex; Prp19 complex; catalytic step 2 spliceosome
Source: RefSeq, a predicted model, not a curated record